AUGGCCAAGAUGGACGUCGAAGCAACGCUCAACAGGCUUGGCGGCUUCGGAAGAUCGCAUUUGUUGAUAGUUGCGCUGUGCUAUCUCACCGCCUUCUUCACAGGCAUGCCCGUGGUGCAGGAUCCGUUCGUGAACUACACUCCUGCCCAUAGAUGUUACGUGCCGUCAUGCGACUCCUCGAACACGACUUACGAAGACGACUUCCUCAACUUCACCACUCCUUCAGAAGACAACGAGUGGGACAAAUGUGAAUACCACUCCCCACUCACCAACGAGACGAGUGCCUAUAAUUAUGCAUCAAGACCCAUCCAAAUACUGGCGUCUCUAUGGCGGGACGAGGAGGACGAGGCGCGGUCUGGGGGCGCGACGUGCGAGGCCGACCACUUCGCUGUUGCUGACGUGCGAAGCUGCGACCACGGCUGGGUGUACGACCACGAGCUCUUCCAGUCCUCCACUACUAUGGACUUUGACUUGGUGUGCGACAAGUCCUUCCUGACAUCCAUGACGACGUCCGCCUUCAACGCCGGCAUGAUGCUGGGGGCCAUCACCAGCGGCGUCAUGGCGGACAGGCUUGGCAGGAGGUUGUCGUACAUGUUGUCGCUGGUGCUGCUGGUGACGGGGAGCUCGCUGGGAGCUGCCUCCACAAGCCCCGUGAUGCUCAUCCUAUUGAGGCUACUCGCAGGCUUCGGCGACGCCGCCACCUACCAAAUUAUAUUCGUUCUCUGUGCUGAAUACAUGCCUCAGCAGCACCGUAGCGUCGUCGGGCUGCUGAUCAACGUAAGCUUCGCUCUGGGCGAGGCGGCCGUCGGCGUCUACGCCAUCUUCAUCCGGCGCUGGCGGAUGCUGCAGCUCACCAUAUCCCUGCCUAUGUUUGUUCUGGGCAUCAGCUACUGGGCUGCGCCGGAGAGCGCGCGUUGGCUGAUCACUCAAGGGCGUGAGCAGGAAGCUGAGAUCAUCGUGCGAAAAAUGGCCAAGUUCAACAAAACGUCCAAUUUUGAAAUCAUCUACCUGUAUUACCACCGCUCACUCUCCUGCGACGACAAUUUCAUGCCAGAUCAAAGCCUUCGUAUGGACUAA
Hyalella azteca is the source of this 1077-nucleotide messenger RNA. Its product is annotated as steroid transmembrane transporter SLC22A24-like. The record is from RefSeq and is a predicted model, not a curated record. Gene Ontology annotation, molecular function: transmembrane transporter activity. Lineage: Eukaryota; Metazoa; Arthropoda; Malacostraca; Amphipoda; Hyalellidae. The transcript has 8 exons. Bases 1 to 1077 code for a protein of 358 amino acids. Gene Ontology annotation, cellular component: membrane. Gene Ontology annotation, biological process: transmembrane transport.